This is a messenger RNA of Ipomoea triloba (trilobed morning glory), 1275 nucleotides long. RefSeq names its product probable E3 ubiquitin-protein ligase ARI9. Gene Ontology annotation, biological process: positive regulation of proteasomal ubiquitin-dependent protein catabolic process; protein polyubiquitination; ubiquitin-dependent protein catabolic process. The transcript has 2 exons. The record is from RefSeq and is a predicted model, not a curated record. Gene Ontology annotation, molecular function: zinc ion binding; ubiquitin protein ligase activity; ubiquitin conjugating enzyme binding. The coding region runs from base 42 to 839 and encodes 265 amino acids. Lineage: Eukaryota; Viridiplantae; Streptophyta; Magnoliopsida; Solanales; Convolvulaceae. Gene Ontology annotation, cellular component: ubiquitin ligase complex; cytoplasm.
GACAUUCACCGAAUAUAGAAUUCCAUUUCAUAUAUUAUACAAUGGAAGAAAAAAUAUGGUCCUUUUUCGAGGAAGAAAGUGAUGAGGAAAUUUCAGAUGCCCACUGCGCAGAAGAGCUUCAACUCCAGGAAGCUCUCCAGGCCUCCUUCGCCAGCCUGCAGAUGAUAUCAUCAAACCAUGAAGAAGAAGAAGCAGAAUCGUCUGGGUUUUUCUGCGGGAUUUGCAUGGAGAGAAAAGAAUCAUCGGAGAUGUUCAAGAACAACAACAACACCUGCUCUCAUUCCUUCUGUUCCCUAUGCAUCAGCGAAUACGUCCAGUCCAGGAUUGAUCUGAAUCUCCCUCCCGGAACCUGCCCGGAUCCUGACCGGAACUGUCCUGCCACGAUCGACCUCUCUUCCUGCAAGUCAAUCCUCCCAGAAGCCGCGAUUGCGAAGUGGGAGAGAUGGCUAACCCAGUCCAGCGUCGAUGCUUCUCAGAUCAUUUAUUGCCCCUACGGCGACUGCUCUGAGAUGUUCGUGUACGAAGAUGAAGAGCAAGAGGUAAUCACAGAGGCAGAGUGUUCCUUCUGCCGGAGACUUUUCUGUGCGCAGUGCCGCGUGCCGUGGCAUGCCGAUCAGGACUGCGAGGAAUUCCGGGAAUCGGAAGGCGAUGUGGAGGUUGAGGAGAUGGCCAGGAACUUCAAAUGGAUGAAGUGCCCCCAUUGCAACCGCGUCGUUGACAAGAUUGAUGGCUGUAUACACAUCACUUGCUGGUGUGGGCUUGAAUUUUGCUAUGUGUGUGGUUCCAUAUGGAGCGAAGAUCAUUGGGAUUGCCAAACUGAAAAUGAUAUUGAUGACUAAAGCAUUACAAAUGGUGCGAAUUGGCUCAAAUAGAUCAGAAGAGAUUUGGAGUCGUUUAAUGGUGAGAUGGGGAACACCAAUUCGUAUAAAUUGUCAUGCCAUUUACUCAUUUAUGUAAUUUGGUAGAGAGGUUUGUGAAGAAGACAAUGAAGUACUUGCUUUCCCUGCACUGUUAUUUCAAUUUUUUGUAAAAAAAAAAGAAAAGAAAAUUUCAGUGGUGUUUCCGGCACGUAACGUCGUCGACGUCGACUUAUACGACGGCGAUUGGUUGUCAAGAGUGUUAAGGAAAUUGUCGUCUAAGGAACUUUUGAUGUGUUCCACAAUCGGAUUGUCGUUGUCGAAGUCGUCGGUAAUGUCGCCAUUGACCCAUCUUCGCAUUUUGCUCCGACCGUUGACGGUUUAGUCGUCCGCAAUUAAUGAAAUUUUUUUGUUGUUU